This is a messenger RNA of Ziziphus jujuba (common jujube), 1183 nucleotides long. Its product is annotated as probable carboxylesterase 13. The record is from RefSeq and is a predicted model, not a curated record. The annotation marks the transcript as partial. Gene Ontology annotation, molecular function: hydrolase activity. The transcript has a single exon. Lineage: Eukaryota; Viridiplantae; Streptophyta; Magnoliopsida; Rosales; Rhamnaceae.
CACUCUAUCAAUAAAAAAAUUGCUCUAGCUGGCCUCUUUCUCUCUCCCUCUACAAAAACCAAAUCCUCCAUAUUCAUUCUCUCCAAAAUUAAUCAAAACUUCAUAUUACGUUUUUUUCGUUUUGUUUAUCCAUAUCUUAAUCCAAGCAUAAGUGAAGAAAUAGCCCAAGAUCUUUCUCCUCUCAUUAUAGUAUAUAAAGAUGGCCAGGUAAAGCGACUCACCGGCACUGAUAUCAUUCCACCUUCCCUCGAUAUGAAAACCAGUGUCCAAUCCACAGACGUUUUUAUCUGCUCCGAAACAGGAUUAUCUGCAAGGCUCUACAUCCCCAGUUCCGCCAUUAACACAUCCCAAAAGCUUCCUCUUCUCAUAUACUUCCACGGAGGUGGUUUCGUCGCCGAAACCCCCUUCUGCGCCACUUACCACAAUUACGUCAACUCUUUAGUUGCCGUAGCAAAUAUCGUGGUGGUCUCCGUGAAUUACAGGUUAGCCCCCGAGGACCCUAUUCCUGCUGCGUACGACGACUCCUGGACUGCCGUUAAGUGGGUCUCUUCUCAUUCCCAAGGGAAAGGUCCGUCGGAGUGGGUGAAUUCCAACGCAGACUUCGCGAGGGUGUUCUUCGCCGGAGACAGCGCGGGAGCGAACAUCGCGAAUAACAUGGCCAUACGAAUUGGAUUAUUAUCAGAUGAUGAUGAGGAAGUGGUUAGCAUUAAGCUUAACGGGAUUGUUAUGGUGCAUCCAUAUUUCUGUGGCAAAGAUUUCAUCGGGAAUGAGCCAAAUAAUCCAGCAGAAAAAGCUUGGCAUGAUGCUGUUUGGCAUCUGGCAUGCCCUUCAUCGAGUAGUGGGUCGGAUGACCCGCUUAUAAACCCGGCCAAGGAUCCUAAUCUUGGGAAAGUAGGAUGUGGGAGAGUGCUGGUUUGUAUUGCUGAGAAAGACGGGCUGAGGGACAGAGGGUUGUAUUACAGCGAGUUGCUGGGGAAGAAGAGUGGGUGGAAAGGGGUUUUGGAGGUGAUGGAAGCCAAGGGAGAGGGACAUGUCUUCCAUUUGCGCAACCCAACUUGUGAAAAUGCCGUACUCAUGCUUCACAAAAUCUCUACAUUCAUUUCUCACUGAAACCAUACUUUAUUCCAAACUAGUGUGGGGGCCAUCCGCUUUAACUCCUUUCUUUGUGUCAUUUUGUUAUUAG